GUCGCGCGGGGAGGGCGGCGGCGCCGAGGGGAGGAGACCGGCCCAUGGACCCGCGGGGCCCGGCGCCCCAGACGCUGCGCCGCCGGGACCGAGCCCAAGAUGUCGGCCUAGGCCGGGGCGCGACGACGCGGACGGGGCGGCGACGAGGCGCCGCGGCUGCCGGGGCUCGCGGCCGCCGGGCCCCCGAGGGCUCGCCCUGAGGGACUGGCCGAGCGGGCGGCGAGAGGCCGGCGCGUGGGGAGCGAGCCGCGCGGCACCAUGUCGGCCAAGGUGCGGCUCAAGAAGCUGGAGCAGCUGCUCCUGGACGGGCCCUGGCGCAACGAGAGCGCCCUGAGCGUGGAGACGCUGCUCGACGUGCUCGUCUGCCUGUACACCGAGUGCAGCCACUCGGCCUUGCGCCGCGACAAGUAUGUGGCCGAGUUCCUCGAGUGGGCUAAACCAUUUACACAGCUGGUGAAGGAAAUGCAACUUCAUCGAGAAGACUUCGAAAUAAUUAAAGUAAUUGGAAGAGGUGCUUUCGGUGAGGUCGCUGUGGUCAGGAUGAAGAGCACCGAGCGGAUCUACGCCAUGAAGAUUCUCAACAAGUGGGAGAUGCUGAAGCGAGCAGAGACGGCUUGUUUCCGGGAGGAGCGGGACGUGCUGGUGAACGGCGACUCUCAGUGGCUCACCACGCUGCACUACGCCUUUCAGGAUGAAAACUAUCUGUACCUGGUCAUGGACUACUACGUGGGCGGCGACCUGCUGACCCUGCUCAGCAAGUUCGAAGACCGGCUUCCGGAAGACAUGGCGCGGUUCUACGUCGGGGAGAUGGUGCUGGCCAUCGACUCCAUCCAUCAGCUCCACUACGUGCACAGAGACAUUAAACCUGACAAUGUCCUUUUGGAUGUGAAUGGUCAUAUCCGCCUGGCCGACUUUGGAUCAUGUUUGAAGAUGAACGAUGAUGGAACUGUCCAGUCCUCCGUGGCCGUGGGCACCCCGGACUACAUCUCCCCGGAGAUCCUGCAGGCGAUGGAGGACGGCAUGGGCAGGUACGGCCCCGAGUGCGACUGGUGGUCGCUGGGCGUCUGCAUGUACGAGAUGCUCUACGGAGAGACGCCGUUUUAUGCGGAGUCGCUGGUGGAGACCUACGGCAAGAUCAUGAACCACGAGGAGCGAUUUCAGUUCCCUUCCCACGUCACGGAUGUGUCUGAGGAAGCGAAAGAUCUCAUCCAGAGGCUGAUCUGCAGCCGGGAGCGCCGGCUGGGCCAGAACGGGGUUGAGGACUUCAAGAAGCACGCGUUUUUCCAAGGCCUGAAUUGGGAAACUAUACGGAACCUCGAGGCACCGUACAUUCCAGACGUGAGCAGCCCUUCGGACACGUCCAACUUCGACGUGGACGACGACGUGCUGAGAAACGUCGAAAUACUACCUCCCGCGUCUCACACAGGCUUUUCGGGGCUACACCUGCCCUUCAUCGGCUUCACGUUCACAACAGAAAGCUGUUUUUCUGACCGAGGCUCUCUGAAGAGCAUAAUGCAGUCCAGCACGCUGACCAAAGACGAGGGCCUGCAGCGGGACUUGGAGAACAGCCUGCAGGUUGAAGCCUAUGAGAGGCGGAUCCGGAGGCUGGAGCAGGAGAGGCUGGAGCUGAGCAGGAAGCUCCAAGAGGCCACCCAGACCGUGCAGUCCUUCCACGGUGCAGCCCGGACCCUGGGCAGUGCCGCCCGUGACAAAGAAAUCAAAAAGCUCAACGAAGAAAUUGAACGUUUGAAGAAUAAAAUAGCAGAGUCAAAUAAGCUGGAGCGACAGCUUGAGGACACGGUGACUCUUCGCCAAGAGCAGGAGGACUCCACGCACCGGCUGAAAGGCCUGGAAAAGCAGUACCGUGCGGUGCGGCAGGAAAAGGAGGACUUCCACAAGCAAUUGAUUGAAGCUUCCGAGCGGCUGAAGUCCCAGGCCAGGGAACUGAAGGACGCCCACCAGCAGCGGAAGCUGGCCCUGCAGGAGUUCUCGGAGCUCAACGAGCGCAUGGCCGAGCUCCGCUCCCAGAAGCAGAAGGUGUCUCGGCAGCUGCGGGACCGAGAGGAGGAGGUGGAGGCGGCCGUGCAGAAGAUCGACGCCCUGCGGCAGGAGGUCCGCAGGGCCGACAAGUGCCGGAAGGAGCUGGAAGCUCAGCUCGAGGACGCGGUUGCCGAGGCCUCCAAGGAGCGCAAGCUGCGAGAGCACAGCGAGAACUUCUCCAAGCAAAUAGAGAGUGAGCUUGAGGCCCUCAAGAUGAAGCAAGGAGGCCGGGGGCCAGGCGCCACCUUGGAGCACCAGCAGGAGAUUUCCAGGAUAAAGUCUGAGCUCGAGAAGAAAGUCCUGUUUUACGAGGAGGAGUUGGUCAGGCGUGAGGCCUCCCAUGUGCUGGAGCUGAAGACCGUGAAGAAGGAGGUGCACGAUUCCGAGGGCCACCAGCUGGCCCUGCAGAAGGAGGUGCUGGUGCUGAAGGACAAGCUGGAGAAGUCCAAGCGGGAGCGGCACAGCGAGCUGGAGGAGGCCGUGGGCACAGUCAAGGACAAAUACGAACGCGAGAGGGCCGUGCUGUCCGAGGAGAACAAGAAGUUAACUGCUGAGAACGAGAAGCUUUGUGCCUUUGUGGAUAAGCUCACAGCUCAAAAUAGGCAGUUGGAGGACGAGCUGCAGGAUCUGGCGGCCAAGAAGGAGUCGGUUGCCCACUGGGAAGCCCAGAUCGCAGAGAUCAUUCAGUGGGUCAGCGACGAGAAGGAUGCCCGGGGCUACCUUCAGGCCCUCGCUUCUAAGAUGACUGAGGAGCUGGAGGCGCUGAGGAGCUCCAGCCUGGGGUCGAGGACACUGGAUCCCCUUUGGAAAGUUCGCCGUAGCCAGAAGCUGGACAUGUCUGCGCGGCUGGAGCUGCAGUCUGCUCUUGAGGCGGAGAUCCGGGCCAAACAGCUCGUCCAGGAGGAGCUGAGGAAGGUCAAGGACAUGAAUCUCUCCUUCGAAAGCAAACUAAAGGAUUCCGAAGCCAAAAAUAGAGAAUUAUUAGAAGAAAUGGAAAUUUUGAAGAAGAAGAUGGAAGAAAAAUUUAGAACAGAUGCUGGGCUCAAACUUCCAGAUUUCCAGGAUUCCAUUUUUGAAUAUUUCAACACUGCACCUCUUGCACAUGAUCUGACGUUUAGAGCCAGCUCAGCUAGUGAGCAGGAAACACAAGCCGCAAAGCCAGAGGCGAUGCCCCCAAGCUCUGUGGCCGCGAGCACAGAACAGCAGGAGGACGUGGCUCGGGCCCCUCAGAGGCCACCCAGCGUGCCGCUGCCCAGCACGCAGGCCCUCGCUCUGGCUGGACCAAAGCCGAAAGCGCACCAGUUCAGCGUCAAGUCCUUCUCCAGCCCCACUCAGUGCAGCCACUGCACCUCCCUGAUGGUGGGGCUGAUCCGCCAGGGCUACGCCUGUGACGUGUGCUCGUUCGCCUGCCACGUGUCCUGCAGAGACAGCGCUCCCCAGGUGUGCCCCAUCCCCCCCGAGCAGUCCAAGCGGCCCCUGGGCGUGGACGUGCAGAGGGGCAUAGGGACGGCCUACAAGGGCUACGUGAAGGUCCCCAAGCCGACCGGGGUGAAGAAGGGCUGGCAGCGGGCCUACGCGGUGGUCUGUGACUGCAAGCUGUUUCUCUAUGACCUGCCCGAGGGGAAGUCCACACAGCCUGGCGUCGUGGCCAGCCAGGUCUUGGAUCUCAGAGAUGAAGAGUUCUCUGUGAGCUCAGUCCUGGCCUCAGACGUCAUACACGCGUCGCGCCGAGAUAUUCCAUGUAUAUUCAGGGUGACGGCCUCUCUCUUAGGUACACCUUCUAAGACCAGCUCACUGCUCAUUCUGACAGAAAAUGAGAACGAGAAGAGGAAGUGGGUUGGGAUUCUGGAAGGCCUGCAGUCCAUCCUGCAGAAGAACCGCCUGAGGAGCCAGGUGGUGCACUCCCCCCAGGAGGCCUACGACAGCUCCCUGCCCCUCAUCAAGGCCGUCCUCGCCGCCGCCAUCCUGGAUGCGGACAGGAUUGCCGUCGGCCUGGAAGAAGGGCUCUACGUCGUGGAGGUGACCCGCGACGUGAUCGUCCGAGUGGCUGACUACAAGAAGGUGUGCCAGAUCGAGCUUGCUCCCAGAGAGAAGGUCGCUGCCCUUCUCUGCGGCCGGAACCGCCACGUCCACCUCUGUCCGUGGUCCUCCUUUGACGGGGCGGAAGGCACCGUCGACAUCAAGCUCCCGGAGACCAAAGGCUGCCAGCUCAUCGCGACCGGGACGCCCAAGAAGAGCUCCCCCACCUGCCUGUUUGUGGCAGUGAAGCGGCUGGUCCUUUGCUAUGAGAUGCAGAGAACUAAGCCUUUCCACAGGAAGCUCAGCGAGCUUGCGGCCCCCGGCCCUGUGCAGUGGAUGGCCGUGCUCAAGGACAAGCUCUGUGUUGGCUACCCUUCUGGGUUCUCCCUGUUGAGCCCCCAGGGAGAGGGGCAGGCUCUAAACCUGGUAAAUCCCAAUGACCCCUCGCUUACGUUCCUCUCACAGCAGUCUUUUGAUGCCCUCUGUGCUGUGGAGCUCCAAAGUGAGGAGUACCUGCUUUGCUUCAGCCACAUGGGACUGUACGUGGACCCACAAGGUCGGAGGUCACGCAUGCAGGAGCUCAUGUGGCCUGCGGCACCUGUCGCCUGUAGUUGCAGCCCCUCGCACGUGACGGUGUACAGCGACUACGGCGUGGACGUCUUCGAUGCGCGCUCCAUGGAGUGGGUGCAGACCAUCGGCCUGCGCAGGAUCCGGCCGCUGAACUCGGAGGGCAGCCUCAACCUCCUCAACUGCGAGCCUCCCCGCCUCAUCUACUUCAAGAGCAAGUUCGCGGGGCCGGCCCUCAACGUGCCCGACACCUCUGACAACAGCAAGAAGCAGAUGCUUCGCACCAGGAGCAAGAGGCGGUUUGUCUUCAAGGUGCCGGAGGAGGAGCGGCUGCAGCAGCGGCGAGAGAUGCUCAGAGACCCGGAGCUGAGGUCGCGGAUGAUCUCCAACCCCACCAACUUCAAUCACGUGGCCCACAUGGGCCCCGGCGACGGCAUGCAGGUGCUCAUGGACCUGCCUCUGAGCGCUGUGCCCCCUUCCCAGGAGGAAAGGCCCGGCCCUGCUCCUGCCAGCCUGUCGCGUCAGCCCCCGCCCAGGAACAAGCCCUACGUCUCCUGGCCCUCAUCGGGUGAUGGCUGUCUUUGUUCCACAGGUGGCUCUGAGCCCGGGGUGGCUGUGCCUCUGAGAAGCAUGUCUGAUCCCGACCAGGACUUUGACAAGGAGCCCGAUUCGGACUCCACCAAACACUCGACUCCAUCGAACAGCUCCAACCCCAGCGGCCCGCCGAGCCCCAACUCUCCCCACAGGAGCCAGCUCCCCCUCGAAGGCCUGGAGCAGCCGUCCUAUGACGCCUGAAGCCGACGCUCACCGCCUCAGGGCCGGGGGGGGCCUCCAGUGUCAGUGCCAAGACUGAUCUGACCUCCAGUGCCGCCCAAGGCAGUGUAGCAGUGACGUGUAGAAGCGGGGAGGAAAAAAUUCUCUACUGUGACACUGACCGGUUUUGUGCCCCGGCCACGGCGGUAGACCAGGCCCCUGCCUCUGCACGGGUGUGAGGCGCCCGCUCCGUUUGCACAGGAAGGACCGCCACGCAGCCGCUGCCUCCAGAACCAGCCGAGCAGGCGCGUGGGGCCUGCAGACGCCGGCCUCCUGGGCAGAAAGCCAGCAGACCCGGCUCGGCUCGGCUCGGCUCGGCUCGGCUCGGCUCGGCUCAGCUCGGCAAGCAGACAGCGCAGGGCGGCCUCCGUAACACGUCUGUUCCUGUUUCCUAAAACUUUCCUAGGCCCUUAGGAGAAGAGUAGGAAGUCGUUUGUCAUUCCCAGUGUCACUAGAAUUUUGAAGACAGGAAAGUGGAGGUUAGUUUGUGGCCUUUUGACUCAUUUAGCCGUUACAGAUGCUGAGGUGGUUCUGCCACCCCUGUAGAACGUGGACAGAGGCCUCUGUCGUGUGACACCUGCCCUGGGUCCCUUGUGCGUGUCAGUCCCUUCCCGGUCACACCUAUGAAGAGUCACCAGUAUCUACUACUGUGAAGUCAGCUGUGCUCUGUUUUCGGCUCACUUCCGCAGCUCUGCCUCCUGCUGUUAAAGCAGCGGGUGUCGUGGUGCUGCUGGGCCUGGCGGCCUGUGGGCUGAGAGGAGGCUAGAGCCCCAUGGAGCCCCACAGCAGGUGCCAGGACCCCGCCCUGCAUGGAGCCCCGUGAUUCGUGCCCUUCUGGAUCACGUCGACUCGCCGCCACACUCCCCAGCGGCCCCCGCACCCUCGUGUUCCCGGCUCCCUCCCUGCAGCGUUUGAGUCAUUAGUGGUGGCCUCUCUCUCUAAAGGCUCGUGAUGACCUGGCUGGCACACAGCUUGUCCUUGGCCCUGGACAGAUUCUCCCAGCUCUCCCACUGGUCAGCAUUCCUGGCGACGCUGCUGAAGACGUGCACUUACCUUGAGUCAGCACUGAGUGAUGUGGCACCACUGUCUGCCAGUGUGUGUCACAAACCCAGCACCCGCCUGCCCAACCACCCCGCUGGGCCUUCUGCUGGGGCUGGCACCUGCUGGGUGGGGCUUCUGGUUUUUACUUUUUUAACGUAAGUCCGAGUCUUUGUAAUUAUUGAAUUGUGAGAACAUUUUUGAACAAUUUACCUGUCAAUAAAGCAGAGAGAUGACAGUUUUAAA
This is a messenger RNA of Phacochoerus africanus (Common warthog), 6723 nucleotides long. RefSeq names its product CDC42 binding protein kinase beta (gene CDC42BPB). The record is from RefSeq and is a predicted model, not a curated record. Gene Ontology annotation, cellular component: cytoskeleton; cytoplasm; actomyosin. Bases 259 to 5421 code for a protein of 1720 amino acids. The transcript is spliced from 37 exons. NCBI's taxonomy places the organism in Eukaryota, Metazoa, Chordata, Mammalia, Artiodactyla, Suidae. Gene Ontology annotation, molecular function: ATP binding; protein serine/threonine kinase activity. Gene Ontology annotation, biological process: peptidyl-threonine phosphorylation; actomyosin structure organization.